This is a messenger RNA of Acanthoscelides obtectus, 1130 nucleotides long. Lineage: Eukaryota; Metazoa; Arthropoda; Insecta; Coleoptera; Chrysomelidae. The record is from the annotation of a GenBank genome assembly.
AUAAAAUAUUGCCCUGCGUUACUCGCUUUUAUUAAAGCUAGAAAAUAAAGUGAAAAUAUUUCUCGUUCAGAAACGCUUAUAGUCAGCAGUAAGUUGAUUAGGGAAUUUCCAACCAAAUGAGCUUUUAGCAACCUCAAAGGCCUACUGCAGUCGCUUUGUGAUUACCAUUUAUUCUACCUACUACUUGAUAGGAUUGUCAGGUCAUUAUUCAGCAGUACAUCGCUUAAACUUGGAACAACCGGGAGAGUACUUCCAAGAUAAUGCCACUUGCUAUGACUUUCUGCCCUAUUACUAUUACAUCCCUUUCGAAACGUAUACAGUCAGAAGAUGCAAGGAUGCACUUCUUUUGAUGGAUGUUGGACUUUUCCUCAUAUGCGGGUUUACCGCUGCUUAUGAUUCGUUGUUCAGCAGUUUAUUACUCCGCCUACAAACAAAUAUAGAAAUCCUAUCAGAAGCGAUAAGAACUGUUAGAGAAAGAACACUUGAAAAAUUUAAUGUGCCAGAAGAUUGUAUUGUAUUUCAAGACGAGAAUGGUUCAUCACUAGAGUGUGAAUUGUACAAUGAAAUCAAGAAAUGUAAUCUCCAUUUGUUGUUUCUUUUGAGGAUAUGCGAAGAACUAGAGGAAAUGUUUACGUUCACGACGUUAUUGGCUAUGCUGACAGGUACCAUAGCAAUAGCCUCCAAUUUAUUCAUUGUAUCGAAAAUGUCAGUGGCAGAUCCAGAAUUCCUCUCUCUCGCGGAGUACAUCAUUGCUCUCCUGAUCCAGUUUAGCAUGAUGUGUUAUUAUGGAAGUCGUGUUACAGAAGCGUGUUUUUCAUUUCGAGGAAGCUUAUACGAAUGCGAAUGGUACAAAUGCAGCAAAAGAUUCAAGACCUGCAUCCUAAUCAUGAUGAUGAGAAUGGAUAAGCCGAUAUACUUGACAGCUGCGAAAUUUUUUCCUCUUAAGCUGUCUACAAUAAUUUCGGUUUUGAAAGGAUCAUAUUCUUACGCAGCAAUGUACAGAACAGUUGGCUAAGUAAUCAAUAAUUGCAUUAAAGUUCCUUCAGUCGUGUUGUUUUAUAGAGAUGUAUGGAAAAUUAAAUGUAAGAAAACAAAUGACGAAAAUGUUAUAUUAUUAAGAUAAUCUUUUA